AUGGGUACGGACGACACGAUAAAAUCAAAAAUAUCGUAUACAGCACUUACCUCCCCAGUGCGACAAUUCCGCGAUGAUAUUGCCUUUAUCCGGGCUCUGGCCAUAAUUUCCGUGCUGUGCUUUCAUUUUUGGCCCAAGAUAUUUGGUCUGGGCUUUAUUGGGGUCGAUAUCUUCUUCGUCCUCUCCGGCUAUCUGAUUAUGCAAAUACUUGGCCAGUCCCCUCUAAGGCCCUGCCAGAAGAUUUCCGAAAAAUCGUCUAAUAUUGCCACCAUUGUCUUGCUGCUGCCUAUCUUGUCGGUAUUUCUACCGUACCUCGGCGAAAUCCAGCCGCCAAAUAUUUUCCAAUUCGUCGUACCGAUUAGUGGAGCGCUAUUUUUGCUAAUAUCGUCGUAUAAUAACCAAAUCAACUGGGCCCGUUUUCGCCUUAGCUACAUCGCUACCAUAUCCUAUUCACUAUACCUCGUCCACUACCCGGUGCUACGCUAUACCGAAUAUAAACUACCGUAUUAUUCUGAGAAAAUUCCAGUUAGCAUAAUCGCAUUACCAGCUACCGUAGCCAUCUCCAUGCUUUUCCAUCAUUUGUACGAAAAGCCGAUGCUCAGGGAAACGAAGUCAAAUGUGGCUAAAAAUACCUUGAUACUAUUUGGCGUCCUCAUUUUCUUUGCUAGUUAUUGGCGGGUGGUAGUGAAGCCGGAAUUCGCCCAAAACGAACUCGUCGCCGCCAACAAGAAGUUCUCAAAAUCAAUAUACGAAGCCAGCGGCGGAAAAUGGAUCAUUGGCAACUUUUCAAAAACCGGAGGACCAUGGGGUCAAUAUCAGUAUUUGAAUAACACCGGAAACCUGAGCAUCAUCUCCGUGGGAAAUUCCUGGGCCGCUCAACAACGAUAUAUAAUUCGCAAAAUUUUCCCGCCCAACAUGACCACCCAUCUCGAAUCGUUCACCGGCCCGGGGAAUGCGAUCGUAUUCCACGAUGCUGGCACAAAAACCAAAAUAUUUUGGGAAAAUAUGAAGGUGCUGAAGCCAAAUAUCGUCUUCAUUUUGAUGAGAUAUCACGAAAAAGCAGGGGAUAUGGCGCCUUACGUACCCGGAAACGAUACUGUCCUGGAACAUUAUGUACGCCAGGUCGAGAGAUUUAGCAAAUUUGCCUCCCAUAUUUUCGUCGAAAGCCACCAGCCGUUCUAUUGCGACCCGGCCAACAAGCAAAACAAUUUCCUGACGCGCUUCAUGGAUCGGCUGCAGAAUGGGGGCAAUUUGACGGCGUUGAAUAUGCCCUAUAACGCCACCGCAUUUGCCGAAAGCCCGGUUCGCAUCCGGCUAAAAUACCUGCUCGAAAGAUGCCCGAAAUGCUACUUGAUAAACGUUGAGGAGCCGUUUAUAGACAAAGCCAAUAAUUACGUCCGUACCUACGACGAGAAGACGAAGCUUGCCUAUUUCGACAAUGACUGCCACUUGACGCCACCAGCUUUGAAAAUGCUGGAACCACAAUUCGAAACAGCCGUCCAUCAAGCGAUGCCGAAAUACUUUCCUAAUAAUAUGAUGGCCAAAACGACGACGAAGUCAAAAAGGGGG
Messenger RNA from Mesorhabditis spiculigera, 1569 nucleotides. The record is from the annotation of a GenBank genome assembly. NCBI's taxonomy places the organism in Eukaryota, Metazoa, Nematoda, Chromadorea, Rhabditida, Rhabditidae.